Candidozyma auris is the source of this 1203-nucleotide messenger RNA. It is a transcript of the gene RPT6, whose product is annotated as proteasome regulatory particle base subunit RPT6. Gene Ontology annotation, biological process: proteasome-mediated ubiquitin-dependent protein catabolic process. The transcript has a single exon. The record is from RefSeq and is a predicted model, not a curated record. Gene Ontology annotation, molecular function: ATP binding; ATP hydrolysis activity; proteasome-activating activity. Gene Ontology annotation, cellular component: proteasome regulatory particle, base subcomplex. NCBI's taxonomy places the organism in Eukaryota, Fungi, Ascomycota, Pichiomycetes, Serinales, Metschnikowiaceae. The coding region runs from base 1 to 1203 and encodes 400 amino acids.
AUGACCACAGUAGACACGCCUUAUGUCCACGAAGGAGGUAUCAAGCCUUAUUUUGAGCAACAGAUCCAAGAUACGGAAAUCAAAAUUCAAAAUACCACGCAAAACUUGCGAAGAUUGGAGGCGCAAAGAAACAAACUCAACAGUAAAGUUCGUCAAUUGAAGGAUGAAUUAAGACUUCUUCAAGAGCCAGGCUCAUACGUUGGAGAAGUUGUGAAAGUGAUGGGCUUAAAGAAAGUGCUUGUUAAAAUACAUCCUGAGGGCAAAUACAUCGUCAAUGUGACCAAAGACAUCGACAUCAAGAAGUUGACGCCUUCAUUAAGAGUUUGUCUCAAGGCUGACUCGUAUGACUUGCACAAGAUUUUGCCCAAUAAAGUGGAUCCGUUGGUGUCGUUGAUGAUGCUUGAAAAAGUUCCUGACUCCACGUAUGAUAUGGUGGGUGGUUUGGACAAGCAAAUCAAGGAAAUUAAAGAAGUGAUCGAAUUGCCCGUGAAGCACCCUGAGCUUUUUGAAAGUUUGGGUAUUGAGCAGCCAAAAGGUGUUAUUUUAUACGGCCCUCCAGGUACUGGUAAGACCCUUUUAGCCAGAUCUGUGGCCCACCACACAGACUGUCGUUUCAUUAGAGUCUCUGGUUCAGAGUUGGUGCAAAAAUACAUUGGCGAAGGGUCCAGAAUGGUUCGUGAGCUUUUUGUCAUGGCUAGAGAACAUGCGCCAUCGAUUAUCUUCAUGGACGAAAUCGACUCGAUCGGUUCAUCAAGAGUAGAGGGCUCCUCUGGAGGAGAUUCUGAAGUGCAGAGAACCAUGUUGGAGUUGCUCAACCAAUUGGAUGGUUUCGAGAGUUCAAAAGACAUCAAAAUCAUCAUGGCUACGAACAGAUUGGAUAUCUUGGACCCUGCCUUGUUGAGACCAGGUAGAAUCGACAGGAAAAUUGAGUUCCCUGCACCCACAGUUACUGCAAGAACCGAUAUCUUGAAGAUCCACUCAAGGUCAAUGAACUUGACCAGAGGUAUUAACUUGAGGAAAAUCGCUGAGAAGAUGGGAGGCUGUUCAGGUGCUGACGUGAAAGGUGUGUGCACCGAAGCAGGCAUGUACGCCUUGAGAGAGAGAAGAAUACAUGUCACACAAGAGGACUUUGAGUUGGCUGUGGCCAAGGUGAUGUCCAAGAACGACGAAGGUGCUGUCUCCUUGGCCAAGCUCUUCAAGUGA